AUGGGGGACUCCGGGGAUGAGCUCUUCAAGGAGCUUGAAAGAACCUACUGUCCGCCAAUUGAUCCCGCGUUGUUUGUUGCGAUCGUAUCAGACUUUGACUUGACCAUCCCCACUCAAGUUGAACAGUUGCGUGAAACCCUAGACGUGUUGAACGCAUCUGCCGUUGAGCAAGAGAAUUUGCCAUUUGACCCGACAGGCACAACCAACAUCCGAAAUUCUGACGUCUCAGGAUCUUUGAUCGGCGAAUCAUCUGACGAUGCACCUUCGGAAUUUACAAGCUGGCCAUCGCUUGACCAUCCUGAACAAGAUAACGAUGAUCCCAACGACGCCAGUCGUGAGGCCCAAAGUCUCAAAGGCUCUAAGCUUGCAUACACCUUCCUGGGUAUGACGACUGCCGACAAGGCACAGAACUUGAUUAGCAUGUUCCCAAGCAUCACUCGCCUGGAAGCUGAGCGCAUCCUCGAAGAUUGUCAUGAUAACCUCAGUCGCUCCAUGGAUGUCUUGCUCAAUCUUGCCUUCAUUGAAGAGACACAAAUUGCGCGAGAGAUUCCUCAAGAAACCCCUAAAGAGGCUGCUCAAGACAGUCAAUCCUCCGUGCCCAAGUCAAUCGAUGGCUUCCAGGCCAAGGAGGACCUGAACGGCGGCAGCAAGAAAUCCCGAAAGAAGAAGAAGCAGCAGAACCAACGUCGAGUCGACUUGGCCUCCCAGGCCAUGAAUAACACCGCUACCAAUAAAUGGGAGACAGGCAAAAAGGACAUUGAUUUUAUUUCCUCGCGGGCGUGUGCUUUGCAGAGGGAGAAAAUUGCGUCGAUUUAUCAUGAGAACUCAAUGUCACUCUGUGCAACAAUCAGAGUUUUGGCACAGGCCCAUGCGCCCAAGGACAUCCACGAAAUUGAGGACGAUCCUGUACUCGUUACGCAAGUGGGGGAGCUCAGUCACAAGUACCCUGGCGUCCAACCCACCACAUUAAUUGGCUUGAUUCGAAUUGCAAACAAUCAGAUUUCAGCCGCAGAUGAUCUGGCUGACACCUUAUCCCGUCGGCCUGAUAUCACUUCUGUUGCAAAUAUCAUCAGUUUUGUCUCAUCCCCGGUCACCCUUGACGACGAAGAGGAGAAUGUGGCUCCAGCUCAGCAGAUGGAUUCUGCCUCAGACUUUAUGGAUUUCAACCAAGCCGCUGCCGCCGCCAACUCCCACUUUGCAGCCCGAUCAGCUGCCCUCGCCCAAGCCUCCCAGUCCGCCCGCCGCGCCCGCUCCAACCCCCUCUAUGGCGGUGCCUCUGCCUACUAUCGAGACGUCGGCAACGAGCAACGUCAGCUGGCCAUGCGUCAUUUGGCGACAGCUUCUGACCGGCUGGUUGCCCGCCAGUCCUCGCACUCUGACCUGGACUUGCAUGGCGUGACGGUUGCCAACGCGGUUAGAAUCGCUCGCGAGAGAGUGCAGGCGUGGUGGGACGGACUGGGAGAUCAGAAGUACGUUCGUGGUGGGGGUCAGAGUUCCCACGGUGGGUUCAAUAUUGUGUGCGGCGUUGGUCACCACUCCCUCGACCGCAAGUCACAUAUUGGACCCGCCGUGUGGAACAUGCUGUUGAAGGAGGGUUGGCGCGUGGAGCUCAACCGGGGCUCUAUGUUAGUGACCGGAGUGAGCCGUCGAUGA
Penicillium robsamsonii is the source of this 1653-nucleotide messenger RNA. RefSeq lists its product as uncharacterized. NCBI's taxonomy places the organism in Eukaryota, Fungi, Ascomycota, Eurotiomycetes, Eurotiales, Aspergillaceae. The transcript has 2 exons. Bases 1 to 1653 code for a protein of 550 amino acids. The record is from RefSeq and is a predicted model, not a curated record. Gene Ontology annotation, molecular function: ubiquitin binding.